Molecule: messenger RNA, 3096 nt
Organism: Arthroderma uncinatum
Lineage: Eukaryota; Fungi; Ascomycota; Eurotiomycetes; Onygenales; Arthrodermataceae
Exons: 4
Coding region: 1-3096 (1031 amino acids)
Biological process (GO): intracellular protein transport; endosomal vesicle fusion; vesicle-mediated transport
Cellular component (GO): cytoplasm; fungal-type vacuole membrane
Molecular function (GO): protein binding
Source: RefSeq, a predicted model, not a curated record
AUGCUGACUGCAUUCACCGCUCGGCCCCUCGUCGAGUUCCGACCUCGCGACAAGUCGAAGAUAGAGUCCAUCCUGACAUACGGAGAUAGGCUGCUGGUCGGACUGAAUACAGGGUCGCUACGUAUAUACAGAGUUAACGAAGCGAACGGAGAUGAGGGCGAGACGCGAGCGGGUGACCACACAGAGGCGCAGGAUGGUGCCGUGCAGCCAGCAACGACGCCCAAGCCCACGGAUUUAUUACGGGAGCUUGAGAAGUUCUCCCGGUAUAAGAUCGAGCAGCUAGCGAUUAUCAAGGAGGCUAAUAUUCUGCUCUCCCUGUCGAAUGGCCAUGUCUCAAUACAUGAUUUACAGUCCUACGAGCUACACGAGCAGUUGACACGCACCAAGGGUGCUACCACCUUUGCAGUCACAUCGAACAUCGAGAAGGACCAGGACACGGGCGUUCCAUCGAUAGUUUCUCGGCUAGCUGUUGCGGUGAAGAGGAAGCUUAUGUUAUGGACAUGGCAGGAUAUGGAGCUGGAGGACGAUGCUACAGAGAUCACGCUCGUAAGCGGGAUAAAGACGAUAACUUGGGCAAACGGAACCAAGCUUUUGGCAGGCCUUAGCUCGAGCUAUGUUAUUGUUGACGUCGUGACGAAAGAGGUUACGGAUAUCGUGGGCCCCGGAAGCAUUGGAGGAGCUGGCGGACAGGAUAUUGGACGACUGGGAGGGGUUGGUGCUAGCAUGAGCUAUAUAGGCAUGGGCGGAGCAGCACCUAAACCCCUUGCGACUAGGUUGUGUGAAGGCCAGAUCUUACUUGCAAAAGACGUCAACACCCACUUUGUCGACACGGAUGGAAACGCUCUAAGGCGCCGUCAGAUUCCUUGGACUGUCACUCCUGAAGCUGUUGGAUACUCGUACCCGUACCUACUGGCACUGCAGGAUCCGUCCAAGGGUAUCUUAGAGGUGCGGAAUCCGGAAACCUUGUCUCUUCUUCAAUCGGUUUCGCUCCCCUCAGCUACCAUGAUGCACAUCCCACAGCCGAACAUUAGCCUUGCUCAUGCAGGAAAGGGGUUCCUAGUAGGCAGCGGGCGUGUUAUCUGGCGAAUGAGUGCUCUGGGUUACGACUCCCAAAUAGACUGCUUGGUUGAGCAAGACCACCUCGAUGAGGCGAUAAGUCUGCUUGGAAUGCUAGAAGAUGCCCUUCUAAAUGACAAGGAGGGCAGAUUACGGGAGAUUAAGCUACGCAAGGCUCAGACUCUAUUCAACAAGCAGAAAUAUCGCAAGUCAUUGGACUUGUUCACAGAAGUUACAGCUCCCCCAGAGAUUGUCAUCCGGCUGUUCCCCAAACUCAUCGCAGGUGAUUUAUCCUCUAUAGAAGAAGAAGACAAUACCUCGCAAGUAAACUCUGAAGAAUCAGAGGAGAAUUCCACACGUCCGGCCAAUGGUACUAGCAUCAACAGCGCCGACCCGCCCACACCGGAUGACAAGCCAAAGGUCAAAAAUGGGACUUAUGCGCCAUCCGUAACAUCGUUUCUAAGAGGGAAGACAGAUGAUGCUAGUGAGACUGGAAGCAUGCGUGGUAAACCCGCAGACAUGAAAGAGCCCGACAAGCGGCUUGAAGGAAAAGAUUUAAAGGCAGCGGUUUACGAGCUCCAGGGAUUUCUCGCAGAUAUUCGCAGAAGACUCUCCAGGUUCAUUAGCCCUGAUGGUACCCUCAAGCCUCCCUCCAUCACCGUCGAUCAAUCUGAUGAAUCCACGCAAUCCAUGCUGAAGACCCUGGGAAUCACUUCCGAUGACAUGGAGAGUGUCGAUAUGGGCCAAAAGCUGCGUGAAACCGCCACCUUGGUCGACACUACCCUCUUCAGAGCCCUCAUGUUUGCAACACCAACAUUAGCAGGCUCACUAUUCCGCAUCGACAACUUCUGUGAUCCCGAAGUGGUAAUGGAGAAACUAGAGCAGACCGCUCGAUACGGCGACCUGAUCGACUUCCUAUUUGGAAAACGACUUCAUCGCUCUGCACUGGAGCAGCUCAAGAAGUUCGGGCAAAGAGAGAACGAGGAAGAGACCUCCCCAGAAUUACAUGGACCUAAACGAACAGUCGCAUAUUUACAGAAUUUACCUCCGGAUAUGAUCGAUCUGAUUUUAGAAUUUGCCGAAUGGCCGUUGCGGAGUGACCCAAAACUGGGUAUGGAGAUCUUCCUUGCUGAUACAGAGAAUGCAGAGACGUUGCCGCGUGAGCGAGUUCUGGAGUUCCUUAACAAGAUCGAUUCGAAGCUUGCAAUUAGGUAUUCGGAACAUGUCAUCGAUGAACUAAAUGAUAUGACGCCGGAUAUACAUCAGCGGCUGUUGAUAAUGUAUCUCGAGCAGCUGCUACAGAGCAAGAAGUCUAAUGAUGUAUUCGCCAACGAAGACGAGAUGGGAGCAUGCAAGCGUAAGCUUCUAAAGAUGCUCGAGACAAGCGAACAGUAUUCUCCCGCCAGAAUGCUCGAUCGACUUCCAAGGGAUGAUCCAGAAUUCUUCGAGCCAAGGGCAGUUACAUUAAGUAAAAUGGGCCAACACAAACAGGUUCUGGAGAUUUACGUGUUUAAGCUGAAUAACCCAGCAAAGGCCGAAGAGUACUGCAAUCGAACUCAUUUGCAAGAUGAUACAUAUACCAAGCAACGGGCAGUCCCAUACGGAAGUUCUCCCGCAAUUGAGGAUGAGGAGAGCCGUCCUUCUAUCUACCACACGCUCCUCUCCUUGUACUUGUCACCACCCCAUGGUUAUGAGCCAAGAUAUGGCCCUGCAAUUGAGAUCCUUGCACGACAUGGCUCCCGGCUGCCAGCUAGCUCAACCCUUGACCUUAUCCCGGGCACGCUCCCCAUCCAUGAUUUAGAAUUCUACUUCCGCGGCCGUAUCCGCGCGGCAAACUCCAUCCUGAACCAAGGACGAAUUAUCUCCUCGUUGCAAAGGAUUCAAAAUAUGGAGACCGAAGCGUCGUUGCGGUUGGGUGACGAGGUUGGCGGCGGUAAUAACAGGGGUCGAAACCGCUGCAUCACUGUUAGUGAAGAUCGGGUGUGCAGUCACUGCCAUAAACGGUUGGGCGGGAGUGUUAUCAGUGUGUUUCCAAAGUAA